AUGGAGAGGGCUGGAUCCUUGCUCAUGUCCCUGCACAGGGCAGCAGCACAGCCGCUUAUGUUGGAGAAAGGUCUCUGGAUGGAGGAAGGCUUUGCGGAGUGGAGUAGUAGGAUACAGGCCAAUAACUAUAGGCUAAUUUUUCUCCCAGAUGACUCUGCCGUGAAGCUUGCCACCUCUAACUUAGACCUGGAAGUCAAGAAGCCUACCCCUCCCAAACUGUUAUGGCAUCAGCCUGUGAACAUUUUCUUGGCCCGGCCCGUUGGCGUGGAGGAGCUGCACCACGAGGCCGAACUCAAUCUCCAAAGUUUGCUUCAAGAAGAGUAUGAGGAACCUUAUUCAGAAGGCAGGAGCAGUGGCCAAACCUUCCGCUAUGCCAGCCCCCUUUCUGUGGACAGGCCUCUCGACUGCAGCCCCCGGCCCCCACACUCCAAACGCCUGGAGUUCGUGUUUAUGCCUUCAAACCAGCAAGUAAAGGAGAGUGAGACAACCACGCUAGGAGUGAGAGCACCGGAGCCUUCGUUCAGUCUGCCUGCAACCCCGGACAAGCACACAGCCUGGGCUCGAGCUGGCCCUCUGCCUUCCCUGGAGGAGAAGAAGUUGCACCAGUCCUGUCCAACUCAAGCAAACAUUGUCCCCAUCAACGUCUCUGGGCAGCCAUUUGCUAGGCACGCCAGUACGCGCCACUCCCUCUUUAACACAGAGACGGCCAUGAAUCCCAAGUCCUUGCUGCGCCGGAGACGGACGGUUAUCGGCUUCCCUCACCUCUCUCUGCGGGACCCAGGAAACAGCAAUGGCCCCAUCCAUAACCCUCCUGCAACUAUAGUGGAAUCCGUCUCUUGUAACUUUGUCCCUGAUGUGGCCAAUGGAAGGAGCUCGAUCCAUCAGGUUCGGUCUCCACAGCCUCGGCCCCAGCUGAGAAAGACGUUUAGCGAUCUGGGAGGAGUUCUACAGGGAAGGUGUUGCCAGGUGCCACCUGGGCACUCAGCAAAGCAGGGGAUGAUGUAUGCCAGUCCAUCUUGCAAUGGUCCCAAGGAGGACUCCGCUUUCUCUCCUGCUUGGAGUGCAGCAUCUUUUGGCUAUGUGAGCCCUUCGAUGAGCCACAGUGAGCUAACAGGGGAGGCCACCAUCCCCUCGUCUCCCUGUGGCCCAGAGACAACUCUCGACCCAGACCAGCCCACCUCCUUCUUCAUCUGCAAAGACAAUGUAGUUGGAAACAAUGGCUCAGGGUCCUUCUGUGCUUCUCCUGAGUCCCUGGUGGAUGCUGACGGUGGCUUGAGGUGUGAGGCAAGAGAAAUCAAGGUCUCUUUGGUCCCCAGUCCCGGUGAAGAGGAGUGCCCACGAGUGGAGAGGGAAAGAAUUUCAUGCAAAUUCCGGGAGAGGUCACUCUCCGUCCCCACGGACACAGCCUCCCUGUGCUCUGUGGACAUUGGGGGCAGUGAAACCUGUGGCCUGAGCUAUCCCAGUGCCAGCUCUGAGGGCAGCACAAGCACGGACAAUGUAUCAAUGGCAGUGGAGCAGGAUGCCCAGGCGCGACAACGGCGGCAGCGCAUCAAGAGCAUCUCUCUCAAGAAGGCCAAGAAGAAGCCCUGCCCACCAACCCGCAGCGUAUCUUUGAUCAAGGACGGGCAAGCGACUAAAGGAGGAUCCACCCGCGAAACGACAGCCCAGGACCAGAGACCCAAAAGUCUCUGUCUGCUGUCAGAGGUACAAGUCCAAGAGGAUAUAAGUGGAGAGGUGGAGAAUGUGCCAUACACCCCACAAUGGUAUUUGCCAGAAUGGAAUUUGAGUGACCCAUAUUGCUCCUUGUCUGGUUCCAGUACUGCUACUGGAACCACUGUGAUCAAUCUCUCCAAGGCCCGUGGCAGCUCAGAAUCUCUUCCUUCCCCCUCCAUCUCCCGGGCCACAACACCCUCCCAACUCUCCACUGAGGUGAAUUUGAAAAUCUGUUCCCCGGGGAGGCUCACAGGGGUGAUGUCCCCUUCCAGUGGCUACUCCAGUCAGUCGGAAACUCCAACUCCAACCAUCACAACAUCUACGGUUCUAGGACAUGCCCCUCACCAGACUGGGCGGACCAGGCCUCUCGUGCCUGAGAGGAAGUCAUCACUGCCCCCCGUCUCUCCCAUGGAGCCAUGUUCCAAGUCACGGAUGUCAUUUGACCUUCCGUUUGCCCCGCCAACCCACCUGGAUCUCUCUGGGUUGAAGAUCUCACUGAAAGGCAAAGCCAAGGUGAGCCGACACCACUCGGACUCCACAUUUGGCCACAAGCUUGGCCCAAAGCUGAGCCCGGUGCAACCAGUCAUGCCCAUGGUGACACAGCUGGACCUGCGGUCUGUCCGCCUGCGUUCUAUCAGCCGCUCAGAGACUGAGGAUAACCUGGACAUCCCCGAGCUUGUUGAGGAACCUGGCAAGAAAAUCCGGCCCCCAGUUGCAGAGAAACCUCCACUUUCCAGGAGGCCACCGAUGCUCUUGCACAAAACUCCACCGGUUCAGGAGGAGUCCCCUGUGAGCUCCCCAACUUCUCCACUGACACCCCAGGGUAGGAACCCCACAGAGAACAUUUACGUGGUGGCCAGGAAGCCUGAGCACCAGUGGGAUGCAGAUCCUUGGAGCCCUAUGGAGUCGCCCUCUCCUGUGGCAGCACUGUCCCCCACACAGGGCUCUCCAGGAACAUUUUUCACUGCUGUGCAGCGGCUUUCCCAGGAGAGCUUGGAGGAGGAUGAGCAGCUGAAGUCAAAGCUGCUUGCAGAGAGAACACCUGGGGGGGAAAAUCGAAAAACCAAAGUCCCACCCCCUGUCCCCAAGAAACCCAGUGUCCUCUACCUGCCCUUGGUGCCCUCCCCGCUCCAUCAGGGUACCUCUCCUGGGGAUCCAAGGCUGGCCAUCAGUCCCGUCAUUAUGCUGGACGAGAACUCUGCAUACUCCGAGCUGUCCGCUUGCAAGCCACCAUCUCCUGUGUCCAGCGAAUCUAACAUGAGCCCAACUGCUGCAGAAGUGUCUUGGGGAGAGGUUUCAGGGAACUUUGUGGACUUGAGAGCGGAAGAUAAAGGCUUCGUAAGUGACAAAACAGCCGAAUCGAUAACUGAGGAGGAGGAUGAUGUGUUUGUGACUUCCAGGACCACCGAGGAUUUAUUUACCGUAAUUCACAGAUCCAAACGGAAGCUCCUGGGCUGGAAGGAACCCAGCGACACCUUUGGGAACCGGAAUUCUCAAGCACCCUCAAAGAAUGCGUUGGGGGCAUUGAGCAAUGAUUGCCCUCCGACGGGAAGCACAAGAACCUCCAGCAGGAACGAAGACUUUAAGGCCCUUCUCCAGAAGAAAGGGGGCAAAGGAGCCUCCAGCAUCCGCACGUCCGCCGCUGAACUUCUCAAGACCACCAACCCAUUGGCUCGAAGGGUCAUGACUGAGUUUGCAGUGGAUGGGACGAUUCCAGGCCCCAAGGCCUCACCCUGAUUGCAUUUGAGAAAGCCCCACCUCUUUGCACUCUGCCCGACCCUAUCCCCAGGGCGAUUCGCUUGUCUGACUGUCAGGGUGAGCCUGCUCCGGUUGGGGUUUUCGGCUUCUGUCUUGAUUUAUUGGCAGUGGCAGAACUCUUGGGUGUUUUACUGGGAGACUUCUGAUUUCAAGAUAAGUGUCUUAAAUAUAGAGCACAUCCAUCUCUUAGGAAAUCAGCCCCACAUCUUUCUUCUUAGGAGAAGAAAGGCUGUAUUCCUUUGCCAGGUUGGACUCAGAGGGCCUACGUGGAUGUUCCUAGACAGGGCUAUCAUGGGUUGGUGCAAACCUUCAGCCUAGCACC
Molecule: messenger RNA, 3793 nt
Organism: Eublepharis macularius
Lineage: Eukaryota; Metazoa; Chordata; Lepidosauria; Squamata; Eublepharidae
Gene: NHSL2
Product: NHS like 2
Exons: 9
Coding region: 1-3450 (1149 amino acids)
Biological process (GO): cell differentiation
Source: RefSeq, a predicted model, not a curated record